GCUGCUUUUAAUGUUCUAGUUCAUGGUAGACGCUUGAUGACUCCAUUUCCUUGAGCUUACCAUUUUACCUCCUUUUCUUGUGCUGUGUAGAAAUUACUGCUUUUGUGAUAUAAUGUCUUUUAAUCGAGGGAUAAAACGUGAUUCUUUUGGGAAUCGAAACUUCAACAACCGAGGAGGUGGUGGUGGUGGAGGAAGGGUUGGUAAUAUGGGAGGAAGUGGAGGUGGUAUGGGUGGUAAUAUGGGUAGUGGAAUGGGCGGAGGUGGAGGAGGCGGUGGUGGCGGAGGUGGAGGUGGUGGAAGUGGCGGAAUGAAUCCUUGGGAAGGAGGAAUGAUGCCUGGCAGAGGAAUUUUACCAACACCUAAUAAUAAUUUGUCUUUAGCAUCGCCUCAAGCACAGUUAGCAAUAGCUAGCAAUCUUCUUACGAACUUACUUCGUACUCAGCAAGAAGCACAACCACAGCAGGUACCAUCACUUCUCAGCCUUGGAAAUAACUUUAGUGGACCAGGGCCUAACUUUCCGAAUCAACAGAACUUUUCUUCUGGGCGUUUCAAUGAUCGUCCUGUUAGACAUCCAAUGAAGAAUCAACGACCACAACCGUACAACAAGAUGGGCAAUCGCGCCCGUGAUGGCCCUGCUGGGCGACGUGGUCCAUCUGCACAACAAUCUCGUGCACCCCAGUCUGGCAAUCAGCGUAUGAAUGGAAACCAAACUCAACAUCACAACGAUAAAUCUUCUAAACCAAUUCCUGCCUCUAAACAAAAUCAGACUGCCAAAAAGGAACAGCAGGACGUUAAGACCUCUGAUAAUGAAAAAACAGAAGCACCUGCUGUAACAAGUGGAGAAAAUGAAGAAUCUGAAGACAAAAAAGAUGAUUGGAAGGAUAAUAAAAAGGAGACCGAGGAUGCUAAAAUUGGAGAGACUGACGAAACAGGAGAAAAGUCUCAAGAUAGUGCAGAACAAAAGGCAGACAAACCUGCAAUAGAAGAAACAACAGCAAAGGAAAUGAAUGCGUCUGCAACAGAGAAGGAUUCAAAAACGACAGGCAAAAAAUCAGAAGCUAGACAUGCUGAAAGUCGUUAUGCAGAAGUUCCUAUGAAUCAUAUGUUCUGUCACAUUUGUAAUAAGCAUAUGUGGGAUGGAUAUUCAUUUGAAAAUCAUUUACGAGGGCGAGCGCAUCAGUUGAUGAUGGAAAAGUUAGAUGAAUCGUAUAAAUUAAAGGUUGAUCUAAUGCGGCAUGAAUUAAGAGUAGCAGAAGAACAACGUGAACUUAGUUUAACUAAUUCGAAACGACGCGGUAAAAAAGUAUCUGUAGAUCUUAAUGUACGUGAGUACUGUACAAUGUGUGACUUGAAUUUCUAUGGAACAUUAUCUACGCAUAGAAAGAGUGAGAAACAUCAACAACUAAAAACGUUUUUACAUCCAAGAUGUUUUCCAUGUUUAAAAGAAUUCCCAUCGCGUAUUGAGUAUGAUGAACAUUGUUUAACUCCUGGACACAUGAAAAAAGCUGUACAAUGUGAAGAACAGCGAAAAAAUAAAAAGAAAGAAAAACUUGCAAAAGGAGAAUCUGAAGUACGUACAGCUGAAGAUGAAGAAAAGGAUGUUGGUUCUGAUAAUAAAAAUGAGAAGGAAGAAGAUACUGCAGGAGAACAAGAAUAUAUUACGGAUAUUAUCGAAAAUUUGGGCGAAAAGAAAUUCAAAAUUCCAUCUUACAAAUAUUGUCGACAGAAUCAAGUUUCCCUUGGAAAAUCUAUGGUGAAAGAAGUUCAAGGAUUUUAUUGUGAAAAAUGUAGAAGAUUCAUGCUUUUAGCUGAAGAUAUGAAUGCUCAUUUACGUAGUAUCACUCAUUACCGAAAUUUCGUACAAGAAGUAAAAACUUUAAUUUCAAAUAUGGAGAGUACAGAACAAAAGCCAACAGCGAAAACUGAGACUAAUGAAGACACUGAAGAAAACGAUAAAGAAUACGAUGAAAGCUGGAAACGUCGUAAAAUAGCUCAUUCUGAUGACGAGAAUAAUGUAGAAGUAAAAGAACAAGAAAAUGAUGCUGAAAAUGCAAACGCUCAAAAGAAAGCUGAUGGAGAUGAAAAGUAUGAUCCACUUGAAGCUUAUGCAGAAUCAGAGGAAGAAGAAAUUCACGAAGUUGAGAACAGCAAUGAACAAUCUUCACAAAAUGCUGUUAAUACUACGGAAAAGAAGACGCCAGUUGAUAAAAUGUGGGCCGAUUUCGAUAAUGAUAACGAAGCAGAAAUAGGUAAUUUAAUUGAUGAUGGGGAUGAAAAAGAGCAUGCUGAUCAUGAAAAGUCUAUGCAAAAAUCAGACAGAGACCAAAAUUCUCCAAUAAAACCACGUGGUCGUGGUUUUACACGUGGACGUGCAAGUCCUCGAGCAAGGAGAGGUCGACGAUAAAGUGAUUUGUACUCAAAAUUGAAGUAAGCUUGGGUAUAUUUUAUAAUUACAUCUCUUAGUACGCCAUUUAUUAGGUUUCAUCUUUGUAUUCAAUAUAUUCAAUCUAUUAAUGUUUGUGUAAUUUAGCUUGUUACAUCUUUUAACAAAAUGAAAAAAAUUGAUGCAACUUAAUGUGUAUGGCUAUUUUUUUUAUAUGUAUAAAUCAUGAUAUUAUUCAUGUAUCAUUUACAAAAGUAAAUGUAAAAAAAUAUAUAAUUACCUUACCCAAGCUUAUUUGAAACUUUUUAGUUUAGUUUUCUCUUGAUUUCGGAAAUGUACAUCAUAUCACUUUUUUACAUUGAUUAUUUUUUUUAAAUAUUCUGACACUUAAAAUAAUAUAAUCAAUGUAUAAUGAUCUAUAAUGUACAUUUCUAAAAUAAAAAUAAAUAAAUAAGAUUCUUUUGUGUAUUAACACUGAUUAUCUUAUAACUUGUAACUAUUCUGUAUUAAGAAAUGCUAUUAAUAUUCAAGUAAAUAUAAAACAUGUUCAUGGUUUUUCAAUAGCCAUAAUAUGAGACUAUAAUAAGAUUCAUUCCUUGAAUUACGCUAAUGAAGAAUCCCAAUAUAUCUUGCAAUAAAUUUAAGAUAUUGAUACAAAUUUUAUCCCGUUUAUGUCUAAUUAUAAUAAAAUACCUAUAAUCAAAGUUUACAAGUACCAGAAAUAAUUACAAUAAUUGUAUUUGCUUUAUAAUAAUGCAGUAGAAUUUUAUGGUAAGACUAAAGUUUUUGUGACAUAUAAGGCAUUAUAACAAAAAGGUUUAAUAUAAAAAUGCACGUUGACAAUUGCCUUAUAGACUACCGAAAUUUGUAACUUCAACACGAUAACACUCACCUUGCCUUUGUAGUCAGUAUAAAAUAAUUUAAUUUAUAAUAAAAUUUGCGUCCA
This is a messenger RNA of Frieseomelitta varia, 3329 nucleotides long. RefSeq names its product zinc finger protein on ecdysone puffs (gene Pep). Bases 113 to 2404 code for a protein of 763 amino acids. The transcript is spliced from 10 exons. NCBI's taxonomy places the organism in Eukaryota, Metazoa, Arthropoda, Insecta, Hymenoptera, Apidae. The record is from RefSeq and is a predicted model, not a curated record. Gene Ontology annotation, cellular component: nucleus.